Messenger RNA from Medioppia subpectinata, 737 nucleotides. Lineage: Eukaryota; Metazoa; Arthropoda; Arachnida; Sarcoptiformes; Oppiidae. The record is from the annotation of a GenBank genome assembly.
ACCAUCGAUGACACCGUCGCUGAUAAUGUCAAUGAUAUUACGGUAAUUGAUGUACAAAACACUAGUCACGAGUCCGUCGAAUCGGUUCCCGAAUCACCCGUUAUUGUGGCCAAGAAGAGGGUGUCGGCGAGGAAUGGACACAGAAAACGCAUUGGCUCGAAGUUUAUUCAGUUCGAAGCGGACGUGGAGUUGGACUCGAGUAAGGCCUUCAGCGACGACAUUGAGGACACACAGCGGGAACUGUUGGACUUCGGGUCGCAGUUGAGUUGCAUCGACGACAGGGAAGUGAUGGACACACAACCGGCCAAUCGGUUGAUCGGCGAUAUCGACAGCCGCGCCGCCCGUGACAUGAAAUCAGUGUAUUUGCGGUCAAUCGCGGGCCGAAGUGUCGGCGGUUGCCAUAAAUUCAAACUGCAAUACAAUUACGACCGCAAUAUCGAUGUCUACAGUCAGGCGCCCACCGAAGAGGAGCUCCAGGACUACGAAAUGGACAGCUUUUGCGUUCCCAACGAUUGCAUUGAUUUCGUUGACUCCGAUGUCGAAGUGGACGCUAAACCCGAGCGACGGCUGCCAUCAAAACGGCGCAAGAAAUUCAAACGAAUUCAGGCAAACUUCAGCCCUUAAGAAGUGGAGGAAUAUGUUUAGCCAUUAAUUAUAUCAUUUUUAUAUACAUGUAUGUUUUGUAUAAGUUAUUUGAAUGCAUUAUAAUAUAUGAAUGGCAUAUAAUCUGUAUAUUA